Molecule: messenger RNA, 1921 nt
Organism: Plectropomus leopardus (leopard coralgrouper)
Lineage: Eukaryota; Metazoa; Chordata; Actinopteri; Perciformes; Serranidae
Gene: otx1
Product: orthodenticle homeobox 1
Biological process (GO): regulation of transcription by RNA polymerase II; multicellular organism development
Cellular component (GO): nucleus
Molecular function (GO): RNA polymerase II cis-regulatory region sequence-specific DNA binding; DNA-binding transcription factor activity, RNA polymerase II-specific
Source: RefSeq, a predicted model, not a curated record
GCGGAGAGAAGGUGAUCAAUCUCCAUCCGUCUCCAUUAGAAAUCACCUUAACACUCUGACAGACAACGACAAGCCCCCUGAAAGCAAAUGAGUUUGAUUUAUUUGGCUGCAAAAACACCCGGAACCGCACCGAGGACGCGGUGACGCCCGCGUGCUGAUUAACUGCGUGUUUUCUCUCUCCGUGAUGCUGCCCGGUUUGCUCACUGUUGUUUGUUUUUGAGCAAGUCUGCCGCUGUUUGAGUUUUGUGCCCUGCAGACUUCCUACUGCUGGAUAAUUUCACUGCUGCUCGCCUCUUGUGACCCGGGAGCUCGGGAGAAGGGAAGAGGAGGAAAAACAAGUGACUUGGAUCGGCCCCCUGUCCCGUCAAGCUGCAGCAUCGGGGGAAACCGAACCACUGGCCUGAGCUGGGUGGAGCUGUGACCGCCUGUAGCAUGAUGUCCUACCUCAAACAGCCCCCCUACGGCGUCAACGGCCUGGGGCUCAGCGGCGCUGCCAUGGACCUGCUGCACCCCUCAGUGGGCUACCCAGCGACUCCCAGGAAGCAGCGACGGGAGCGGACAACCUUCACCCGCUCUCAGCUCGACGUCCUGGAGGCUCUGUUCGCCAAAACCCGGUACCCGGACAUCUUCAUGCGGGAGGAGGUCGCACUGAAAAUCAACCUGCCGGAGUCCAGAGUCCAGGUGUGGUUCAAGAACCGGAGGGCCAAGUGUCGCCAGCAGCAGCAGAGCGGCAGCAGUGCCAAAGCCAGGCCGCCCAAGAAGAAGUCUUCUCCAGCACGGGAGAGCACCGGCUCCGAGAGCAGCGGCCAGUUCACACCGCCUGCCGUCUCCAGCACGGGCUCGUCCUCGUCCUCAUCCUCCUCCACCAAUCACACAGGCGCGGCGGCGCUCAGCAGCACCUCUACCUCCAUCAGCACCGUCUCCUCCAUCUGGAGCCCGGCUAUCUCCCCUGGAAACGCUCCUGCUCCCGCCGUAGCCCCGCUUCCAGAGCCAGGACCCCCUUCUAACGCCUCCUGUAUGCAGCGUUCAAUGUCAGGCUCUGCCGCCGCCGCCACCUCCUACCCCAUGUCCUACAACCAGACGCCAGGCUACGGCCAAGGCUACCCCACCCCGUCCAGCUCUUACUUCAGCGGCGUGGACUGCGGCUCCUACCUGGCCCCCAUGCACUCCCACCACCACCCCCACCAGCUCAGCCCCAUGACGGCCUCCUCCAUGUCGGGCCACCCGCACCACCACAUCAGCCAGUCGUCAGGCCACCACCACCAUCACCACCACCACCAGGCCUACGGCGGCUCCAGCCUGGCCUUCAACUCCUCCGACUGCCUGGAUUACAAAGAGCAGACUGCAGCCUCCUCGUGGAAGCUCAACUUUAACACCACGGACUGCUUGGACUACAAAGACCAGGCCUCCUGGAGGUUCCAAGUCUUGUGAUCAGGCUUUUUUUUCCUUCCUCCCCGCUCGUCCGCUCCCUCUUUUACUUUCCAGAUUAGCAUAUUGCUUGUUUUUAAAAGACAAAAAGAGUUUAUGAACCGUAAGAUAACAAGAUAGCAGCAGGAAUGCUCAACAAUCGGACUUUGUUUUCCUCCCUCUCGUCCUCCACGUCUUUUAAAAACAAAAACAAAAAAAGAAGAAAAAUGCCCUGAAAUGAAGAGAAAACAUCAGGACAAGCUUCCUGACGACGAAGAGUGAGUUUUUAAGACGCUCAUUCUUGGAUGACCUUAAGAAACUACUUUUCAAAACUACAAAAAAAAGUCAUUUCAACCAAACUCCUUUGACCACCAGCUCUCUGGCUCUCUGGAUGGGAGGAAUAUUUUCCCCUCUGGUGCACCGACAGGAACUGCCUGCAGUGCCCCUCUUUACCUCCAAAACCCAAUCAAAUCCUGUAUAGUUUUUAUUUCUGAAAUUUGUUAUUUUAGGAUGA